Xenia sp. Carnegie-2017 is the source of this 2579-nucleotide messenger RNA. RefSeq names its product synaptotagmin-15-like. The transcript is spliced from 10 exons. The record is from RefSeq and is a predicted model, not a curated record. Bases 947 to 2506 code for a protein of 519 amino acids. Gene Ontology annotation, biological process: regulation of dopamine secretion; calcium-ion regulated exocytosis; regulation of calcium ion-dependent exocytosis. Gene Ontology annotation, molecular function: phosphatidylserine binding; clathrin binding; calcium ion binding. Lineage: Eukaryota; Metazoa; Cnidaria; Anthozoa; Malacalcyonacea; Xeniidae.
GCUCAUGCGCGUUUAAAAGUGCUUCUAACUAUGUGAAGAUAUAAAGGUGAAAUAUGCUGGUGCAAAGUUGCUACUCACCCUCCCCUGGCUAGUAAUCAUUUGAAUCUCUUUGUUCGGCGGGAAGAAUACCGUUUCAAAGCCAAGAUGGCCAAAGAGCCAAGUAACCAAACUUCAGUUUUUCUAUCAAUUUAACUAUUGUUUCAACCAUUUUAUUGUGUUUUGAAUUACUGGGAAAAAACGCUUGAUUUCUUCAGCAGUUUUUAGUUCGAGUCUUUGUGUAAUUUUUAUUUGAAAAGGAUUUAAUUGUUAAAAAUAAGGUGCAUCUACAACAAAUGUGGAAUGUCCGAUGUUUGUGAAAUGUUCAACUCUCAAGAUGCUAAAGGGUGUAAGAGGAAGCAAGAUGUUACGAAUUUCGGAGCUGAGAAUGAAAUAAAUUCCUCUGAUAAGAAAAAACAACGCUUGAGUAUUGAUGAUUGUGGUGUCAUAAAUGAUCAGCAUGAAUUAAAAUGUGGUUUACCAUACAAUGGCUACUCUCAGCAAAAUUUAAGCAACACUAUUGAAAUAGAUGGUAUUAAUUUGCUUGAUUUAAAUGGUAGUGAGAUGCAUCUAAAGAAGAAUGUUGCUCAUGAAGAAUUGUCUGAACCAAUGGAUGACGUUGAUGUUCAAAAUAAUGAGGAAGUCACGACAUUUAAUGUUUCAUCAAAUGCUAAAUAUUGUCCUCAUGGUCAUCUCAAUACCUGUACAACUUACAAUGUACCAUGUCGUUAUCCAAGAAUGUAUUGUCAUCCUUCAGGAAUGCUUGAAGAUCAUUUGGCGAUUUAUCAUGGAUUUUGAAGAUAUUUGAUCAAACUGUUUAAAAUAAUCAGCAGCCUCAAAGUUGACCUUCAGAAAGUUGUCUACUGUUGAAUCCCGAAAUGAUAAUAAGAAUGCAAUCCUUGCAAUAUCCAUGUUUUUUAUAAUGGAUUCAUCAUUUGAGAGCUAUUUAAAAAAUAUGAGCAACAGACAUGAUUGCCAUAUUACUGAGCAGGUGGCUAAUACAAAUAACACACGGCGAUCGAUAUGCUGGGAAAUGACGUACGCCAACGCUUUUUAUAAGAAAUUUUUACCUGAGAAACAUUUAAACUCGACGAUGGUAGUAAAAGAAAAUGUUGGACCUCGUUUUAAAGGAAACAACAAUUUAGAAAAUCGUGUAAAAGAGACAAAAAGCAAUGGAAAUGCAAUUUCAACACCUGUAAUCAUUGGGAUUGUCGUGUUUUUGGUUGUUUUUACUUCGACAAUUACAAUAUUGAUGUUUAUGUUCUACCGACAACGAAGAUCAAAAAACAAGCAAUCGGAGAGCAGUCGGAAUACACCGCUACAUACUGUUAAACACAAUCCUCUCCGGGUGCAGACUUUAACGUAUCAGUUAACAACUACCAAACCAAUCACAGCUGCACCAGACUACAAUAAAUGUGGUUUGGAUCAAAGAAUUUCAAAAAGUGGUCACCGCUACAAGCAAAGCAGCACUCAUAUGAUUAAAUACAGUUCUAGCGAGGAUGAUGACGUCAACACUCAAACUGAUGAAUCUGACGAAAAAUAUGACUGUGGCUCGCCAAGGCGACGCAGGCAAAAUCGCCAUGAAGAACAACAAGUAAAUGGAGAAGAUGACAAAAGAGAUGCAAGUGUGAACGAAGACAACAACUACCCGUCUGGACACAUUGGUCGAAUAUGGUUCCUUCUUAGUUACCAGUCUUCCUCGAAAAUAUUGCAAGUAAAUAUUUUGAAGAUACGUCAUCUUGCCACAAGCCUAAGCGAUUCACGUCCAAACCCUCAAGUUCGACUUUAUCUUUUGCCGGACGACCGUUGUCAACAUCAAACCGCUGUAAAAAGCACUAAGAAUCCAGAUUUCGGCGAAGUUUUCAGCUUUGAAGUUGCCCGCAAUCACCUACACCAGCGUGUCCUGCGGUUGUCCGUCUACGAUAUGAGUAAAGGACGACGAGGCUCAUUAAUAGGACACGCGCAUUACCCACUCAAAAAUGAAAAAUUUGGCGAAGAGUUAUCAAGUGACUUGGAAAAACCUUCAGAGGAUGAAUCAAAAUUAGGAGUUCUUCAUGUAUCGCUGGCUCAUUAUCCUUUAUUGGAUAGAUUAACUGUGAUUGUGCUUCGAGCAACAAAGUUACCUUUAAAUAAAGGAAUUUUGAAUCCAGAUACCUAUGUUAAAGUGACGUUUUCCAAAGGGAACAAUAUAUUAAAAAUGAAAAAGACAAGCAUUCAACAUGACACAAUCGAGCCAUUCUACAACGAAACGUUUCAUUUAAACGUCUCCAGUGACGAUCUUCCUGUGUGCACAUUACUUUUUUCCGUGUAUCAACAAAGUAAAAGUGACGUCAAAGGAGAAGGAAAGUUCAUUGGUCGAGUUUUACUUGGUGGUAUGAUGUAUGCUCGUGGUAAAGAACUUCAACAUUGGAAUGACAUGAUAUGUCAACCACGUACAAUGGUGAAACAUGGCCAUUCAUUGGCAAAGUAAAUAAAUACAUAUGAUUACUGUAAUGCAAUUUGUAUCAAAAUAAUAUUGUGAACUCAUACUCCCUCCAGUUUAA